UUUUUCGAUUUUUUGGCAUUCUGUUUUUUAAAAAUAUAUUUUGGAUUUUCUGUCAUUUUAGAGUUUUUUCGAUUUUCACGAAUAUUAGAAAUUUUAAACACUGAUUUUGGUUGAUAACCUUGGGGCGGGGAAAAAUCAAAAAAGUCUUGAUCCUGAGAAAAAUCAAGGCUGGAUCCAUAUCUUUUCUAAUAGAAUUUAUCAAGAUUUUUUCUUUCUUUAGUUAAGAAAAUGAAGAAAGGGAAACCAGAUGUACAAUCAGUUCAAACUCGAAUAGCUAUUGUUAACCCAGAUCGUUGUAAACCAAAGAAUUGUGGCCAGCCUUGUAAAAAGAAUUGUCCAGUUGUUAGGACAGGUAAACAAUGCAUUGUGGUUGAGCCUACAUCAAAAAUUGCUGAAAUAUCCGAAAUUCUUUGCAUUGGAUGUGGAAUUUGUGUGAAGAAAUGCCCAUAUGGUGCAAUUCAAAUCAUCAAUCUUCCAAGCAAUUUAGAAAAAGAAACAACCCAUCGUUACAGCGCAAAUUCCUUCAAACUUCAUCGUUUACCAAUGCCUCGAUUAGGCUCAGUUUUGGGACUUGUAGGGACUAACGGUAUUGGGAAAUCGACUGCUUUAAAUAUUUUGGCAAGCAAAUUAAAGCCUAACUUGGGUAAUUUCAAGAGUCCGCCAGAUUGGCCGUCAAUUUUAACAUAUUUUAGAGGCUCUGAACUUCAAAAUUAUUUUAUUAAAUUAUUAGAAGAAAAAUUUAAAGCAAUUAUUAAGCCUCAAUAUGUUGACCAAAUUCCGAGAUAUUUGGAAAAGUCUCCACAGAAAAAGGUUAUUGAUUUGUUGAAGGGACGAGCUGAACGUGACAAUUUGGACAAAAUAAUUGAGGAUAUGGAAUUAACCCAUUUACUUGACCGAGAAGUCAAUCAACUCUCUGGAGGUGAGUUGCAACGAUUUGCUAUUUCAGUAGCAGCAAUACAAAAAGCAGAUAUUUAUAUGUUUGACGAGCCAUCUAGUUAUUUAGAUGUUAGACAACGUUUAACAGCUGCAAGAGUAAUUAGGGAAUUGUUGACAGAUCAAAAUUAUAUAAUUGUUGUUGAACACGAUUUGGCAGUUUUGGAUUAUCUUUCUGACCAUAUUUGUUUAUUAUAUGGAUUUCCUGGUGCUUAUGGUGUUGUAACACAUCCUUCUGGUGUUCGGGAAGGAAUUAAUCAAUUUUUGGAUGGAUUUAUUGCAUCGGAAAAUAUGCGUUUUCGAGAUUCUUCCCUUUCAUUUAAAGUAUCAGAGGAACGUGAAGAUAUAAAAAGAACAACUAGUUAUGUUUAUCCCGAUAUGACAUAUGAAGUUGGGCAAACUAAAAAAUUUGAAUUGACAAUUCAAAAGGGGGAUUUUACUGAUUCUGAAAUUAUUGUUUUGCUUGGAGAAAAUGGAACAGGAAAAACCACGUUUAUUCGUCUUCUAGCUGGCCAAAUAAAGCCAACAGCAUCUAAAGGAGAAAUUCCUGAACUUUCAAUAUCUUAUAAACCUCAAAAAAUUGCUCCAAAAUUUGAAGGAACAGUCAGAGAUUUAUUUUUAACAAAAAUACCAGGACUUUUUAAUCAUCCAGCAUUUAAAACUGAUGUUUUAAAUCCUUUAAAUAUUGACAAUAUUAUUGACUUUGAAGUCCAAAAUCUUUCUGGUGGUGAACUUCAACGUGUAGCCUUAACCCUUUGCCUUGGAACCCCAGCAGAUGUUUAUUUAAUUGACGAGCCAAGUGCUUAUUUAGACUCGGAACAGCGUUUACACGCUGCUAAAGUUAUUAAAAGAUUUGUACUUCAUGCAAAAAAGACAGCUUUUGUUGUUGAACACGAUUUUAUUAUGAGUACAUAUUUGGCUGAUAGAGUAAUUGUUUUUGAUGGACAACCAGCAAUUAAAGCGAGAGCAAAUUCUCCUCAAAAUCUAGUUACUGGAAUGAAUCAAUUUUUAAGUCAAUUAAAUAUUACAUUUAGACGGGAUGCGGAAAGCCAUAGACCGAGAAUAAAUAAAAAAGAUUCUCAACUUGAUACAGAACAGAAAAAAUCUGGAGAUUAUUUUUAUUUGGAUAAUUAGAAGUAAUUUUUGUUGUUGUUGAUUUUUGUGGGAGGUAUACUUUGGAUUUUUUUCAAAAAUAAUUUGAAAAAAUUUAUUAAAAAGGUGGGAGGGAUAAAAUGAAAGUAUUCCCAUUGA
Molecule: messenger RNA, 2184 nt
Organism: Meloidogyne enterolobii
Lineage: Eukaryota; Metazoa; Nematoda; Chromadorea; Rhabditida; Meloidogynidae
Source: the annotation of a GenBank genome assembly